GUCCUCAGUAAUGAGGACGCCUUCGAAAAGACUGCCUACGCCUGGUCGACAUGGAAGAAGUGGAUUCUUCUUACCGUUGUGGCCCUCUGUCAGACCAGUAUGAACUUCAACACCGCCGUCUACUCCAACGCCGUCCCCCAAAUCAACGAACACUUCGGCAUAAAGAAUGCUCGAAUGGGAAUGGUGGCUUUCCUCGUUGCCUACGCCUUUGGCUGCGAGCUUUGGGCCCCGUGGUCCGAAGAGGUUGGCCGAUGGAUCAUCAUGCAACUGUCUCUUGGCUUCGUCAACGUCUCGAUCAUUAUCUGCGCCCUCGGCGUUAACUUCCCUAUGAUCAUCGCAGGCCGAGUCAUCGGUGGGCUGUCCUCUGCAGGUGGAUCCGUUACUCUCGGCAUGGUUGCUGAUAUGUUUCACCCCGAAGAGCAACAGCAUGCUGUCCUUUGGGCAUCCCUUUGGUCCUGCCUUGGCGCCGUCAUCGGUGGAAUAUGCGGCGGCCCGAUCCAACAGUAUCUGACUUGGCGUUGGAACUUCUGGAUUCAGCUCAUUUUCACCUGCGCCACUCAAGUCAUCCACUUCUUCAUCGCUAAAGAAACCCGUUCGACGGUCAUGCUCGACUGGGAGGCCAAGAAACAACGGGAACAAGGCCACGAAGUGUAUGGCCCGAAUGAAGUGAAGGACCCGAAAGAGCGCUGGAAUCCAAAGGAGAUCUUCAAGACGAUGUGGCGGCCAUACGAAAUGCUCCUGUUCGAGCCUAUCGUUCUCUUCCUCUCCCUUCUCAGCGGAUUCGCUGACGCACUCAUCUUCUCUUUCUUCGAAAGUUACGGAUACGUGUUUGAGCAGUGGGACUUCAACCCAACACAAAUCAGCCUUGCACUUCUCCCACUUGCUGGCAGCUAUGUGCUGGCCUACUUAUCGUUCUUCCCCAUUGUCAAACAACAUAACACCCGACGACGCAACGGCGAGACACUCAGCCCCGAAACCCGUCUCUGGUGGCUUCUCUUCCAGGUCGUGCUUUUGCCACUUGGCCUCCUUGGUGGAGCUUUCGUUGCCACCGGCCCGCCACUUCAUUGGAGCGGCGUCAUCAUCUUCUCAAUACUCGUCGGUAUGGCCAACUACUCCAUCUACUACGCCACCGUGGACUAUAUGGUCGCCGCAUACGGCGAGUACUCAGCUUCAGCUACCGGUGGGAACGGCUUUGCCCGCGACUUCCUCGCUGCCAUGUGUGCUCUUUACACGGGGCCAAUGUUCAAGAAGUUUGGGAUUCAGAGGACCAACAUCUUACUUUUUGGCCUCGCUCUCGGCUUCUGUGUUCCCGUUUAUAUCUUCUACUUUAAGGGCCCUGAGAUCAGGAAGCGCAGCAAGUUUGCCUCGGAGCUGGCGGGUAAGAAGGAGGAAAAGACAAACGAGAAGAAC
Messenger RNA from Lindgomyces ingoldianus, 1410 nucleotides. Its product is annotated as MFS general substrate transporter. The transcript has a single exon. The annotation marks the transcript as partial. Gene Ontology annotation, biological process: transmembrane transport. The record is from RefSeq and is a predicted model, not a curated record. Gene Ontology annotation, molecular function: transmembrane transporter activity. NCBI's taxonomy places the organism in Eukaryota, Fungi, Ascomycota, Dothideomycetes, Pleosporales, Lindgomycetaceae.